Messenger RNA from Sceloporus undulatus (fence lizard), 1280 nucleotides. It is a transcript of the gene INSM2, whose product is annotated as INSM transcriptional repressor 2. The record is from RefSeq and is a predicted model, not a curated record. Gene Ontology annotation, cellular component: nucleus; transcription repressor complex. Gene Ontology annotation, molecular function: RNA polymerase II cis-regulatory region sequence-specific DNA binding; DNA-binding transcription repressor activity, RNA polymerase II-specific. The transcript is spliced from 2 exons. Gene Ontology annotation, biological process: regulation of cell cycle process; neuron differentiation; negative regulation of transcription by RNA polymerase II. Bases 1 to 1116 code for a protein of 371 amino acids. NCBI's taxonomy places the organism in Eukaryota, Metazoa, Chordata, Lepidosauria, Squamata, Phrynosomatidae.
AUGCCCCGGGGCUUCCUGGUCAAGCGCAGCCGGAGAGGCUGCCACCGGUCCUUCCCGGCCCCGGAGAAGCCCCCGGGCCCCCUUCCCCGGGCCCUGCCUCCGCCUCCGCCUCCGCCGCUGCCUUUCCCCCCGCAGCCGCCCCCGAAGAGGCCCCUUCCUCCUCCUCCUCCUCCUCGGAGCAAGGCGCCGCUCCCCAAGAAGCAAAAGUCGGGGUCCGCCGCGCGGAGGCUGAGCUUCGCCGACGAAGUCACCACUUCCCCGGUGCUGGGGCUGCGGAUCAAGGCGGCGUCGGAGGAGGAGGAGGGCGGCCGGGGGAGGGCCCCUGGGCCUUCUUCUUCUUCUCUGCUGCUGGGGGGCCAGUUCGUGUGCCAGCUCUGCAAGGAGCCCUACGGAGACCCCUUGGCCCUGGCCCAGCACCGCUGCUCCCGCAUCGUCCGCGUCGAGUACCGCUGCCCCGAGUGCCACAAGGUCUUCAGCUGCCCGGCCAACCUGGCCUCCCACCGCCGCUGGCACAAGCCCAGGCCCCUGGCUGGGGCCGCCACCCCGGGCAAGGAGAACGGGGCCCAGCAGCCGGGAGCAGCGGAGGGCGCCUGCUGCAAGGACCCUGCCUCCUGCCCCGAGGCCUCCUCCCUCCAGGGCUCUUCGCCCUCCCCGUCCUCCUCCGUCGGGGAGCUCUUCCUCUGCCCCUACUGCCGCAAGGCCUUCCGCCGCCAAGCCUACCUGCGCAAGCACCUGGGCACCCACCAGCCCGGCCCCCCGCCCGGCCCCCCGCAGCCCCUGGGCUUCCCCUGCCCCUUCUGCGGGGCGCCCUUCCCCUCCGCCGACCUCCGCGACAAGCACCGCCUCUGGCACGCCGCCGCCGCCGCCGCCGCCGUCCGGGAGGAGCUGCUGCUGCCCCUCGGAGGAAGAGGAGCCCAGGCCCAGCAGCCCCCGGGGGAGACCGCCGGAGGAGCCCAGCCCGUCCAGCUGCAGCAGCCGCAGCAGAUCUUCUCCUGCAAGCACUGCCCCGCCACCUUCUUCAGCUCCCCGGGACUCACCCGCCACAUCAACAAGUGCCACCCCUCCGAGAACAGGCAGGUCCUCCUCUUGCAGAUGCCCCUCCGGCCGGGAUGCUAGGCUGCCAGAAGCCCAGGCAAGGACUGGCCGGGAGCCCCCUCGACUGGAAGCCUCCCUUCGCCUUCGCCUUCGCCGCCCGAGGACCCUUCAGGCUGCAGCCACACUGGAGAAAUCACCCGGUUUGGCACCGCUUUGACUCUUUGCUAUGGAAUUCUGGGAGUUGG